AUGUCGCUUCCCCGGAAAGACCAGUUGAUCAUUCUGGCCCUUGCGCGAUUGUCGGAGCCUCUAACGCAGACGUCACUCCAGGCAUACAUGUUCUAUCAACUGAGGUCUUUCGAUCCCACACUUUCGGACUCCGUAAUCUCCUUCCAAGCAGGAACGCUUCAAGGCGCGUUCACUGCUACGCAAUUCGUGACAGCAAUGCUCUGGGGCCGAGCGGCCGAUUCCGAAUGGGUUGGCCGGAAAAGGGUCGUACUCAUUGGCCUGCUGGGCACGACCAUUUCUGUUAUCGGGUUCGGUUUCUCCAGGAGUUUUGCCACAGCGAUAACCUUUAGAUGCCUGGGCGGAGUGUUGAACGGUAACGUGGGAGUCAUGAGGACUUUGAUUUCUGAAAUCAUCAAGGAGAAAAAGUUCCAAUCAAGAGCCUUUCUGCUUUUGCCAAUGAUGUUCAAUAUCGGAGUCAUCAUUGGCCCCAUACUAGGUGGCCUAUUGGCUGACCCUGUUAAGAGCUAUCCAAACCUUUUUGGGGAAGAGUCGUUGCUUGGUGGCAAAGGUGGUGUUGCCUGGAUGGUAAAGUGGCCAUAUGCUUUACCAAACCUCAUCAAUGCGGGUUUUUUAAUCUGCUCCUCGCUCGCCAUCAUCUUUGGCUUGGAAGAAACACUAGAUGCUUUACAAGACAGGUCGGAUUACGGCUUGAAGAUGAGACCCCACCAGGAGUAUGUUGCCCUCCGAGAGGACGAUGCCGAUAUUUCGUCAACCGAAAUUGAGAUGCAGAUGACACCGGUAAAUUCGACCUUUGCGGAUAAGCCCACUAAGACGGCGGGGCGACAGAAGCUUCCGCUACGACUUAUAUGGACACGCAACCUAUUGCUGACAUUCCUGGCCCACGGUCUCAUGUCAAUGCAUAUUGGGACCCUCAACAGCCUCUGGUUUGUCUUCCUCUCAACGCCGCGAUUUGACCCAGAACACCCCAGUCCACCAGAGCAUGCCGCGCAGAAACUUCCCAUCAAGUUCACUGGUGGGCUUGGUCUACCGCCAGCACGGAUCGGGAUUGCUUUGGCGAUUCUGGGGGCCAUAGGAAUUAUACUUCAGCUGUUUCUGUACCCAUGGCUGAGCACGAAGCUGGGAACAGCACGAUCGUACCGGAUGGCACUGUCCCUCUUCCCCGUCGCUUACGCCAUAAUGCCGUUUUUGGCCGUUAUACCGUCGACUAGGCCGGCGCCAGGGCCGGUGGCCGGGCCGCUGGUGUGGAUGGGGGUUGCGGGCGUGCUGUUCGUCGUGGUGUUGGGGCGCACGUUUGCGCUGCCAGCGUCGACGAUUUUGGUCAACAAUUGCUGCCCACAUCCCAGCGUGCUGGGCACAGUCCACGGCCUCGGCCAGUCUGUUAGCAGCGGGGCCCGCACGAUUGGGCCGAUGGUCGGUGGUUGGGCAUUCGGAGUGGGACUGAGGUUGGGAGUUGUUGGUCUAGCAUGGUGGGGAUUGGCGUGCAUAGCAGUCUUGGGCGUUGUUGCGGGGGCAUUUGUGAGGGAGGGGACGGGGCAUGAGAUUGUGUUGCCCGGCGACGACACGGACGACGAAGAGUAAGGCAGGUGUGCGUCACGUGCCCUCGCCCGAUGGGGGAAGAAGCUUGGGCCGUUUGGGGUAUGACAUCUUUGACAUUGCGGUCGCCACUUCCUCCACUCCUUUGGCCUUUGGACAUUCUGACUCUAUACUCUUCGACUCCUCACUCACAACCUCAUGCGCUUUCCCUCCUUCCCUACCAUCGUCCGCACCUUCUACCUCUUCGGCAACGCCACCACUCGCCGCCUUCCCACCACCUCUCUCCGCCAGCCAACCCUCCGUUCUAUACCAA
Molecule: messenger RNA, 1846 nt
Organism: Aplosporella prunicola CBS 121167
Lineage: Eukaryota; Fungi; Ascomycota; Dothideomycetes; Botryosphaeriales; Aplosporellaceae
Exons: 3
Coding region: 1-1578 (525 amino acids)
Biological process (GO): transmembrane transport
Molecular function (GO): transmembrane transporter activity
Source: RefSeq, a predicted model, not a curated record